Cuscuta campestris is the source of this 191-nucleotide messenger RNA. The record is from the annotation of a GenBank genome assembly. NCBI's taxonomy places the organism in Eukaryota, Viridiplantae, Streptophyta, Magnoliopsida, Solanales, Convolvulaceae.
UUUGAAUUUGGCAUUGUGGUGUUGCUUUUGUCUCCUGUCAUAUGUUCAAUACUGGCGUUCCUUCGGUCUCUUCAACUGGAAGAGCUAGCCAUGACUUCGAAGCCACGCAACUAUGGAUUUAUAGCUUGGAUGCUAAGCAUUUGUGUUGGCUCGCUUCUUUUGUUCCUAAGGUAACACUGACAUGUCUUUUC